AUGGCAUACAGCAGGCAAGCUAAGGACUUUGUUGCCAUUUCUGAUUUACACCCAAAUACAACACAUCCGAGAGUGGCUGGAGUCAUCAUUGGAAAAACUGAUGUCAAAAGCUUUCCAGACAGGAAAAGUAUUGGUUUUGACAGAUUCACUUUCGGCUUCACAAUCAAGGACUCGCCAGACUAUUUCAUUAAUGUUUCCUCGUGGGGCAACGAUGGAUACAUCAAUGGGCUCUCUAACAGCUUCCGCAUAGGAGACUGUGUUAUUAUAGAAAAUCCUUUAGUUGCUACCAAAGAUCCUGAGAAAGAGGAUAGAUUCUGCCCCUCAACUCCCAGCUUAUACAGGUUGCUGGUGAGUGAAGCUCACUCCCAGCUAUCAAUAGGCUCUGACAUAGAGACGAUGAACAGGCUGCUGCCUCUGCUCCACCUGCCUGUGAAGGACUCCAGGGACUUCUACUCUUUGGGAGACAUUGUGGCCAACGGACAGAGCCUGGACAGGACCGUCAUUAACAUACUCGCCGCCGUUCGGUCGAUUGCAGAGCCAAAGUUUUUCACCACGGCGGACGGACGCAAAGGGCAGAGGCUAGAAGUGAAGCUCUUUGAUGAUUCUGUCACAUCUUUUCCCUUAGUAUGCUGGGACAGAGAGGCCAUUCAGCUAGUUCAGACUCUGAUACCAAGAGAAACAGUGCUCUUUAUCUCGGAUGCCAGGAUUGGUUUUGACAGCUUCCGGAACUGCAUGACAGCUACAGUCAAUUCUAAAACCAUAAUCACUGUCAACCCGGAUACAAAGGAAGCCAGCCUUCUGUUCAGCUAUGCCAAAGAGGUCUCUGAGUCUGGUGUGUUGGAUGAGGAUGACAGGCCUGGAGAUGUGUCUGUGGAUUCUAUCAGUGAUGUGUACACAGUGAGCCAGCUCAAACUCAAAGCCCAGGAGAACCCGGAGGUAUUCUGUGGAAUCACCUACAGCUUCAUCUCCAAACUAGAUCUAGACACCUCUGUCUCCAAAGUCAUCAGAAGCAGGUGUUCCAAGUGCAGGUACCAGGUGAAUGAGGAGAUUCAGAGCUGCUCCAACACAGCCUGCCCUGGGGGAGACCAGCCUCUGACUGUGACCACAGGGUUUGAUCUUCUGGUGGAUGUGACAGACCACACAGGAACCCUGCAGUCCUGCUCCCUGAAUGGCACUGUCGCAGAGAAGACUCUGGGAUGCAAUCCCGAGGAGUUUGUGAGUUUAACAGAGGAUGAGCGAACGGCGAUGAAAUGGAAGAUUCUCUUGGAAAGAUGCAAAGUAUAUAUCAAGAUCACUCCCUCUCCCAAAAGCAGAAGUGGAAUGAGAGGCAAUGUCCUGCAGUGUUCCCUCGCUGAUCCAGGAGAAGUGAAGCAGAACAUGUCUGCCCUGCAGUAAUCUCGUUCACCAGUUGUGUGGUUGGGUCCAAGUGUGGCGAGUCC
This is a messenger RNA of Salvelinus namaycush (lake trout), 1439 nucleotides long. RefSeq names its product meiosis specific with OB-fold (gene meiob). The record is from RefSeq and is a predicted model, not a curated record. The coding region runs from base 1 to 1395 and encodes 464 amino acids. NCBI's taxonomy places the organism in Eukaryota, Metazoa, Chordata, Actinopteri, Salmoniformes, Salmonidae. Gene Ontology annotation, molecular function: single-stranded DNA 3'-5' DNA exonuclease activity; single-stranded DNA binding. Gene Ontology annotation, biological process: resolution of meiotic recombination intermediates. The transcript is spliced from 13 exons.